CUGCACCCGCGUUCGGUCACUCACCGCUCUAUCUUCUUACACCAUGUCUGCCCGUCUUCUGGUUGUGUUAGUCUGCAUGGCAGAGCUGACGGCGUUGAUCGCGGCGGGCGGCGGCGGCGGCGGCCACAAGAAGGUCAUCAUCCACGUGCCUUUGUUCGUGAAACAUCAUCAUCACAAACACACCAUCGUCAAGCACAUUCAUCACAAGAGCGGCGGCGGUGGUGGUGAUGACCACUACGAGGUUUUGGGAUACACUUACGGAGAACCUAAGCCUGCGCCACAUUUCGGAGGAGGACACGGUUGGGGAGCGGCGGAGGAAACUCACGACGGUAGUUACGGUGAGGCUCCCGUCAGCUUCGAAGGUGGUGACCACACGGGCUACGCUCUCUCUUCUGGCGGUGAGGAAGAGUCCUACGGCUCCGAAGGAGGCCACGGAGGAUACUGAGCCUCAAGAUACAAAUAAAACUGUACAUAGCAUAGCUUUAAGGUGUAACAUGGCAUUAGCAGUGAAGUAGCUUAGCAAAUCACUGGGAAAUUAGCGUGCAACAAUUCGAUUUGGAGUACAAAACAACAUUUUGCUUUCAGUACAAAUUUUUACAAUCACAGCACGUUGGUUUCUUACAAUAAUACUCAAAGGGCCCAGUGAUAUAAUUAGCCUCAUUAUAUUUACAUCGUUGUGAAGGUUUGUCUUGAAUGUAUUGUAUGUAGCUUUACAGUUUGACUGUAACCGUGAAGUCCGUCUGUUUGUGUUAUCUAUAAGUUAUCAUUAAGGAACUGUUGUUGUGAAUCCUCCCGGUUUUAAACGGGAAUUUGUUAAUAAUAUUAUAUCUGUUGUUAAUUUAAAA
Messenger RNA from Helicoverpa zea (corn earworm), 845 nucleotides. RefSeq lists its product as uncharacterized. Bases 44 to 445 code for a protein of 133 amino acids. The record is from RefSeq and is a predicted model, not a curated record. The transcript has 3 exons. NCBI's taxonomy places the organism in Eukaryota, Metazoa, Arthropoda, Insecta, Lepidoptera, Noctuidae.